AUGAAUGUUGUGAGCUACUAUGUGCAAACUCCACAGGAUGAUCAAUCACCAUCAUCAGCCAAAUUGUCAAGUGAUCCAAGAUUGAAUGAUCUGUGGCAGUCAGCACAAGAUCAUGUUGAGACAUACAAGAGGUUGGGACAGUCUUGUAAGGAGGUCUCUCAACACUUUAGUGAGGUGCAUGAUAUAAUAGUUGUACAGGAGCAUAAGCUAAAGUCACAACUGGAGCAACAACAGAGUCACAUGGCAUCUUUGUUAUCUGACAUCAUAGACGAGGUCAGACUCAAGGUUGGUGGAUUAUCAUUCAGCGACAAAAGCGAUGCCGAUGUAGAACAGUUGGUGACAAACAUAUCAUCAUGCACAUCGAUGGGCGAGUUCAUGAUGGCUGCUAUGAUGGCUAACGGCGGCGAUAACAACAAACAAGAACUCACAACCAAGUGCUCUGACAUUGACUUGUUGUUAUGCGCGCAACAACAUGCCCAAAGGUUAAAGAAGAGCAAGAAUGAGGAGAAGAGUGUAGUGGUAGUCCAGGACGUGCAACUUGCCAGUCUCGAUCACUUUAGGAAGAAUGUAGUCGACACAUUGGCCAAGCUCACACCUGCCGUUGAUAUUCCCGUCAACCAUAUCUUCUCAGCCAAUGGAACAACAUUCUCGUUGUUCUCAAUGACUAACUCAAAGUGGACAUCCGAGAGCAUUGGAGUCAGCAACUGGAUACCAUUUGAUAAUCAAACCAAUGCACAUUAUGUAUAUGCUCGUGGUGUAAUAUAUUGGUUCACAACAGGUUAUUGUCAUAUGUACUCACUCAAAGAUAGAUCGUAUCGUGCACUUAUUACGACACUUGGUGCCUAUAAGGCUGCCUGCUACAAUGGCAAUGAACAAAUAUAUAUCGUUGAAGAGAAGGCGUUGAACAUCAACAACAAGGUCACUCCUCCGACAUAUCAGAUAUACUCAAUCAACAUCAACACAAUGGUAUUCACACCCAGAGGCAAACCGUUCAGCUUUGAGUAUGCAUCACCAUUGGCUAUCUUCAUCAAUCAAAGGAUAUACUUCUUUGGCGAACCAUGCUCUAUUCUCUACUUUGACACGUCCGACAACUCGACUAGCUAUAUACUCAAUCACUCAUCUGUCUCGAUGUAUCGAGGAUUGAUAUCAGCUUGCUACGAUGGCAAUGACAACUUCUACAUGUUGUUCGUUGGAGCCUUUGUACGAUUCUCCAUCACCAACAAGCUGAUGUACUUCUUGUCACUUCCUCCACCAUACAUUAACAACACCAAUAAUGUAACACGCAAGAUCAUCUCACAUUACCAUCAAUCAUCUGGAACGAUCUUCUAUCUCUUUGGAAAGGAUUCCAACAUGACCUACUGCACUCGCACUGAGAAAUGGUCCAAACUAUCACUUGAUAAUGAUCUAGUUGCCAGUAGGAGUGGAUACGGAUCAUGUCUCAUACCAUGGACCACCACCUCUCAAUGA
Acytostelium subglobosum LB1 is the source of this 1467-nucleotide messenger RNA. RefSeq lists its product as hypothetical. The coding region runs from base 1 to 1467 and encodes 488 amino acids. The record is from RefSeq and is a predicted model, not a curated record. The transcript is spliced from 2 exons. NCBI's taxonomy places the organism in Eukaryota, Evosea, Eumycetozoa, Acytosteliales, Acytosteliaceae.